AUCGAAAUGAACGACUGUUGUCAGAUUCCUCUUGAAAAGUUUUGACUGUCACUGAUUUGAAAAAGUUCUACAGUGUGUUAGUGAAAAUGCCUGGUAAAAUAAAAGUCAAAGUCCUGGCUGGUAGGAACCUUCCGGUGAUGGACAGGGCAAGCGACACAACGGAUGCUUUUGUAGAGAUCAAGUUCGGUGGAGUGACACACAAGACUGAUGUAUGCCGAAAGUCAUUAAACCCUCAUUGGAACAACACAGAGUGGUAUAGGUUUGAAGUUGAUGAAUCGGAGCUGCAGGAUGAACCAUUGCAACUUCGACUAAUGGACCACGACACGUAUUCGGCCAAUGACGCUAUCGGGAAGGUGGUGAUUAGUCUAGCGCCCUUAUUGGCGCGAGAGGCCAAUAAUCCGAAGAGUACCACAGCUCCUCAUGGAGGUGCAGUAUUGUCCGGCUGGAUUCCGGUCUUCGACACCAUGCACGGUAUCCGAGGAGAGUUGAACGUGAUCGUGAAAGUGGAACUCUUCUCUGACUUCAACAAGUACAAGACCUCGAGUUGCGGGGUCCAGUUCUUUCAUUGUCCGAUGAUACCUCCCGGAUAUCGUGCCAACUCGAUCCACGGCUUUGUCGAGGAGUUGGUAGUGAAUGACGACCCCGAAUACCAGUGGAUCGAUAAAAUCCGAACGCCGAGAGCUUCGAACGAAGCCAGACAAGUUGCCUUCAUCAAACUGAGUAAUCAGGUGCAAAGGCUGGUAGGUCUUAAGGCAGCCGAGCUUGGCGCUAAUGCAGUCGUCGGAUACCAACAAGACUUCGACUUGGAAGGGGAGGCCGGUGUCGUGGCAAGGGCCGUCGGCACGGCGGUCAGCAUCACGCCGAUACCGACGCCAUCAUAUCCGAACAACAUACCGCCGUGCACGCAACAGAGCGAGCGGGACAGGGACAGGUGCGACAAGGACAAGGGAUCGCCUCGACACGCGCGUCACGAGUCGUAUGGCGGCCGAGACCCGCCCAACCCCCCGGCCCCCGCGCCCGCCAUGCAGAACCCUUCUCUGAACGCGACUUCCACGCCGAUGGGCAUACACAGGAGGUCGUCCGAUUCGGAUCUCAGUGUUACGCCUAAAGGUGGUUCGUUAAACACAUCGGCGGGUAAUGUGGGCAGCGGAGGAGGCGCCAUCUUGCGGCCUUCGAUGAACAGCAACAACUUGGACAUGCUGGAGUAUCCCUUUCUCACCAUGACGGAGUUCCCGCCUGGCUUCAUUGUGCACAUCGGCGGCACGGUGUGCGCCCGCUCCGUGAAGCUGGCGGAGGGCGGCGGCGAGGGCGCGUGGGCCGAGCUGCGCACGGAGCUGCGGGCGCACGCGCGCGCGCUGCGCUGCAACGCGGUCAUCGCCUACUCCGACAGUGCCGCCAUCUGUGAAGAUGUGUGCGUCCUGUCAGCGUCGGGUACAGCGGCCGUCAUCAAUUUGGACUGCGAUUACAACGUGGAGUGUGAACAGACGCCAGCGCAGAGCGGUCCGAAGGGCGGCGCGGAGGCGGACGCGUGCUCGGCGGCGCACGUGCCCUACGCGCCCGGCUCCGGGCCCUACCGCGCCGAGCUGUCCCUGUGCGCGCAGUGCAGGCGCGCCCGGGUGCCGUCGGUGCUGCUGGCCACGUGCGCCAAGCCCAGCACCAUGCCCACGCACGGCAAAGCCGUCACGUUGACUGCUGUAGCGGCGCGCGUGCGGAGGGCGCCCCCCACGGCGGAGCCCGGCGCCAGGGACAUAUCGGAUCAGCUACCCUUCUUAGAGUACGAGCUGCACAAGCUGCUGUUAGCCAAACUGAGGAUGCAGGGUGCCAACGCGCUGUUCUCGCUGUGCACGCGCGUGGCGGUGGGCGAGCGCUGCGUGGUGGCGCUGGCCAGCGGGGCCGCGUACCGCCUGCGCGCGCUGCCGCCCCCCGCACCCCCCGCGCUCAAGGCCUCAGAAAGUGACCGGGACGCGACUGAGAUACAGAGGGCUCUCCGGGACGCGUUCAACGCCAACAAGGCCGCCAACGGAUACGACGUCGCAGGCGUGUCGGACAUGUCCGGGGGCGGCGCGCUGGCGGAGGCGGAGGGCGAGGAGCCGCCCGCGCUGGAUCUGUGCGCCGACAAGGACGCUUGCGUGCUGGAACUGGACGAGGCCGAGGACGUGGAGACAGCCAAGUCGCUGUGCGUCCGGCGCGGCCACAUGCGCGUGUACAGCCGCCCGCCCCCUGCGCGCGCACCCCCCCUCGCCUUUGCGCAGGUGUGGAGAGCCAGACUGACGUUGUCAGGGCAGGGCGGGGCGGCGUCGCAGGCGGCGGAGAGGCACGUGGCGAGGGCUCUGGACGGAGUCACGUACAAGCUGAGGAGGUUGAACCCCUGCGCGCUGGCUAUACCGAAAUUCCAACUGGAGUUGCCGGAGGACGAGAUCCAGCUGGUGGUGUCUGGCACCGCCAUCCCGCUGCCGGAGCCCGGCGCCGCGCCCCGCGACCUGCGCGACGACGACAUCUUCGCGCUCGAUGAGGAGCAGCUCCUCCGGAACGGACCCGCGCACGACGAGGACAGGAACCUUGUGGGACAGAUACCAACGACAGUGUCAUUGACAACGCUAAGCGACGUUAGCGGGAGCCGCGCCGUGCGACGGAUAUGCGCGAUCCGGUUACUGUUCGUCAGGGAGACUACGACGGUCCGGGAGAUGGGAGGCCUCAGUGGAUUUUUACAUACGUUCACUUGUGAAGUGCUGGCUAUCGCGCGCGCCCACACGGCGGCGCUGGGCGGGAACGCCCUCACGUCGUUCUACCUCACGCAGCUGAUGCUACAAGACAACGCCCAUAAGAACCAGGGGCAAUGUCUUCUAUCCGUUGGCGGCGACGUAGUACAGAUAACAUACUGAUAUAAAUACAAAUCAAUUUUUUAUAUGUAAUAAUAUAUCAAAAGUAAAAUAUCAUAUUCAGUAUACUCGGUAAGGGCUAGCAAAAUUUUAUCGGCCUACAUUGAUCAACUAGACUAAUAGUGAACCUAAGUUAUUAAUAUUAAAUAUUACUACCGCAAGAUGUGUCAAAUUUGUUCCUGUCCUUACUUACUCGUGUAUGUACAGCGUGUUCUAUUUAAGUUUAAUUGUUAAGUAUAUUUAUUAGAUAUAGCUUUGUAGAUAAUUAUUUACUGAUACAGUUGUUGUUACUUACUGGUGGUAGGAUGUAUUGUGAGUCCGCACGGGUAGAUACCACCACCCUGCCUACUUCUGCCGUGAAGCAGUAAUGCGUUUCGGUUUGAAGGGUGGGGCAGCCGUUGUAACUAUAUUGAGACCUUAGAACACAUAUCUCAAGGUGGGUGUCGGCAUUUACGUUGUAGAUGUCUAUGGGCUCCGGUAACCACUUGACAUCCGGUGGGCCGUGAGCUCGUCCACCCAACUAAGCAAUAAAAAAAUCAUUAUAAAAAAUGAGAAAAAGAUGAUAUAUAGUUUAGUUUUAAACUUUAAAAUUACUUUUAAAUCAAAUUAAAGCUAUCCCGUUAAUACAGGUGAAUCAUCAUGACAAAUGACUUUCUAAUGCUUAAUUAAAAGUGUGAGACUGAUUUGAGUUUUUUUUUUAUAUGAAUUUAUCAUUAUUAGUAUAUAUUAUACUCUUGCCUAAAUCAGCGAUACCAAUUAUUAUUGAUUUUAAAACGUAAAUUAGAUUUAAACGCAUUUUAGAAUUAAUUUAAAAAUAGCUUUUCGAUUCGAUUUAUAAUGUUUGGUAAAUUUUGAUUAAUAAUUUAUUUUAUUUCAUUAAUUUGGGUUCGGGAUAAAAUUAAAUAUAAAUUAUAAACUGUAUUAGCACUUAUAACACUCACAGAAUACCUUAAAAUUCUUAAUUCGCUUUUUCCGCUUCGCUUCAAGUGAUCUGUUCGCUGUUUCGCUUCGAGUAGUUCCGAUUACUAACUUCGUACCAUCUCUGCAACGCUUUUAUAGUCGAUACGACAUCCCUAGAGUCGUCGAGAACAUUCCUCACAAGUCGAGUACCUUCGCUAUCUGACAAUAGAUGGCGUUGUACGUCACCAGCGUUCUAGAUGUUACUAGAUCCUUCGAUAUUCAUUCGGCUAUUUGGCGAUAGAUGGCGUUACUAUUACCGGCGUAACAAUAUUUUGUAUUCAGUACUAAAUUUUGUAUUCGGAAAAUAAAAUUAACGUACAGUCUGAGAAACUGAUGAAAGAGGACAGAUUUUUAAAAAAUCCCAAGUUUCCAUAUUUAUAUUGUUCACCAUAUUAUUAUCUUUUUUUUAAGCUUUCACAAACAUUAUAAACUCAUGAGCGUCCGUUAUCAUUAAUUAAUUCAAUAGUUGAUAUUUGACCAAUGAUUUUUAUGAUAUGAAUUUUAUUAAGAGCAAGAAAUUGAGAAAUAUUUACUUUUUUGAUGAUAUAAUGAUGCCGACCGAAACCUACUUAUUAUUGAAUGAAACCGACUUAUUAAAAUGCGUUAGCGGAAAAAAAGAGAAUCAAUGUUGAAUUACGUUAACCUCAUUUGAUGCGUUUAAGUCUAGUUUAAAAGGAUAUAUUCGUAUUAAUAUCUAAGUCUUAAGUUAUAUACACUGUCGGUGCUCUGUCAUUUUGUGUACUUUUAUAUGAAAAUUUACCCUUGUCAAUUUAUUUAUUAAAUUUUACUUAUGUAUUUUAAUGUGCAACUAACUCGUUAUAUGCACGAAAUUGUAAGUAUGGUUAUAGGGGAAAAAUGAUGAAGUCUGGCAAGAUUAUCUUUGUGCUGCCAACAAAUAACUUUAUUUGCCUUAUUUCAAAUUUUUUCUACUGAUAAUUAUUUAUUUUCUAUUUGUAUGUACUUCAAUAAAUGAAGUGGCAUAUUUGUGGCUAAAAUGAGUUUCAAGUUUAUAUGAUGUAUUUUAUAUUGGGAAGUGUACUUAUUUGCUAUUAAAAUUGAAUCAAAUCAAUAAAUAAUUGUGGACUAUG
Molecule: messenger RNA, 4927 nt
Organism: Bombyx mori (domestic silkworm)
Lineage: Eukaryota; Metazoa; Arthropoda; Insecta; Lepidoptera; Bombycidae
Product: C2 domain-containing protein 5
Exons: 22
Coding region: 87-2882 (931 amino acids)
Biological process (GO): positive regulation of D-glucose transmembrane transport; positive regulation of vesicle fusion; positive regulation of protein targeting to membrane
Cellular component (GO): plasma membrane
Molecular function (GO): calcium-dependent phospholipid binding; calcium ion binding
Source: RefSeq, a predicted model, not a curated record